Messenger RNA from Brassica rapa (field mustard), 1278 nucleotides. Its product is annotated as formin-like protein 20. The record is from RefSeq and is a predicted model, not a curated record. NCBI's taxonomy places the organism in Eukaryota, Viridiplantae, Streptophyta, Magnoliopsida, Brassicales, Brassicaceae.
CACGAGUGUCCUAGGUUUGGUCAUUCAUACCGAGAGGGAUUUGGAUUUUUUUUUAUAAAUGAGAGAACUAAAGUAGAAUAUACAAAGAUUUUAUACACAAGAAUAUAUUCUGUCUUGGUGAUUGGCCUUCGCUCAACUUUGAUUUUAUCUUUAUGUAAUUAAUGUAAGAUAUCAGUUGACCCUAUGUUUCCUUCCUUGUGCCCCGUAGAAUAAACAAUUUCGGAAUACUAAAUAUCAUACACACGCAUUUUCAGGCAAGACUAGAUAUAAUUAAAAACUAUUACCUUAGUUACACUUUCCUUAGUUAAACAAGAACAAAGUGUAUAUAAAAAACAUGUUGAUUUGGUCUGGUUUUUACACAAGCAAUCAAGCAAAAAGGAGGAAAAAAAUGCUAGCAGCUCCUCCUCCAAUGGAUUUCUCUGUCGACAUGAGCUGUGAUAUAAAAGUGAAUAAUAGCUGCGAGCUUUGCCAUCGAAAAGUGGAUGAAGUUAUGCAGUCUCUCACCGGUACCCUCUUCCUCUCCUUUUAUUUUGGUUUGGUUGUUGAUGAUAGAUUCAUCUUUUUAAUAUUUAUAAUUACUGCAGCAUUUUACUCUGUGACUUAUCUUGGAGAAAACAACACAAUUAAGCUCAAGGCGAGAGCUAACCCUAAUGUGAUUAUGUGGAUCAGUCACAAGUACGGCGAUCACGGCAAGAUCUCCAACUUCCAUAUGAACGGCCAACCUGUCACCCCUCAACCUGGCGGCGGCGGUUAUUACGGUCCUUCAGGCUAUAACCUUCCUUCCAACACCUCCGGUUAUUAUCCAUACCCUCCUCCGCCGCAGUUUCUAGCCGGGAACUAUGGCUACCCUAUGCCUAAUCCACCGCCACCGCAGAAGGAGAGUACUCCACAGGGGAUAUAUAAGCAGCAUACGGCGCCGCCGUCUUAUGUUAUGCAGCCACCACCGCCAAUGCCGUUGUCUAGUUACUCUUACAUUGAACCUCCGUAUUGGCCGAUGAGUGGGAGGUAAGUGAGCGAUUGUGUGAUAGCGUGGCGAAGAAGGAAGCUUCUUCUUUUGUCUCAAACGCUGCGUUUUGGUUUAUGGCUGUGAUCGCUGUUUUUUUAAUAAUGCGAUUGCGUUGUAGACACGAAUUCUGAUUUUGUUUGACCAACAGUUACAAAAACAAAUUAAUUGUUGAUUAUUUGAUGGGGCACUCGGUUUGAAGCAGAAUAAAGUUUUUUAGAUUGUGGUCUCAACACCUUUAGAGAACUAAGAAUAAAGUUUAUGAUUUGAUUUGA